Messenger RNA from Peronospora matthiolae, 633 nucleotides. Lineage: Eukaryota; Oomycota; Peronosporomycetes; Peronosporales; Peronosporaceae. The record is from the annotation of a GenBank genome assembly.
AUGGCUGCAACCCUUGAACGCCAGCGUGACUAUGUGCUCACCCCACCCAGUGUGGAGGAACGUCUAUGUCUAGCGGCCGGCCAAACAUUGGCAACGUGGGUCAUUGGCCAUGGGCCUAAGACUCCUGAGGAGGUGGUGAGCUGCCAGGCACUUCGUGAGAGGUACCUGGAGACGCACCGAACGACUCAAAGUCAGUACAAGGCACGCCUUGACAUGCAAGCGCGUGGUACACCGGUUCCACCGAUCAAGGGUAUACCCAUUCUCUUUCUCGCAGGCGAAACAGUAAGCGAAGAAGACAAUGCCUUCGUUCACUGGGUGCACUAUGUGCGUCGCCUCAGCAACAGUUUUGCUCUAAGGGUUAGUGCCCAUGCGGCUGAUGUGCGUCUCGAACGCAAGCUUCGGUAUGAUUAUGCCAAGCUUAAGGCCAGAGGCCAAUUGCGCAAGCGCACGCGCUAUGCUUCGGCUACUAAGGUAGCCGCGAGUGCUGGUCAGUCUGUGGCCAACAACCCGCCAACCCGCACCAUUAGUGGUGCGGAUAACGGCCUCGGUCUCGAGAUGACCAUGGCCACGAUGCUCAAAAGCCUCGAAAGCAUAUGGGCAGUCUUGCCGCAGAGGUACCUCAAAUUCCCAUGA